Xyrichtys novacula (pearly razorfish) is the source of this 17571-nucleotide messenger RNA. The record is from the annotation of a GenBank genome assembly. NCBI's taxonomy places the organism in Eukaryota, Metazoa, Chordata, Actinopteri, Labriformes, Labridae.
GUGCGCGCUCGGACAGGACGGGAGGGCGCGCGGGACUUGAGCAGACCGGUCGGGUCAAGAAGCUGCAAAGAUGGAGAUCCGACCAGACAGGUUUAAGGCUUCAGCGGCCAAAACUUUGGGCAAAAUUAACAGGUAUGACUCUCAGAUAUCACUCACUCUGACACCGAGGUUGUUUUUUUUCCUGUUUCGCGCGUUUGUCACGGAUAGUUUUGGUUGUGCGGGACUCAGCGGAUCAUCCUGGUUCAGGGGUUCUGUCCAGUUCUGGUCCAGUCAGAGGAAAGUUCUCUCGGUAUUGAGGUUCUGUUUCUGAAGAGGUUUGUGCGACAGUUUUCACUACAGAGAGCGAGAAAAGUGCAGCUUUACGCAGCGUGUGUCAAAGAGAUAGAAGGGACAGAAGUGUUUUAACAAUUCUGGAAAGGUUUAUUUUAAUUAUCUUUAGUUUAUGACAGAGAAAAAAAGACAGUUUAGGUCUUCAUCAUCGGUGUAUCUGCGGUGAAAGUGUCCCGGAGCUGAGCGCAUGUGGACCGAAGAGGAUGUUCGGUUUGACGUUUUAUUUCCAGAGUCUGUUGUUGUGGAAGAAUAAAGAUGCUGCAGGUCUGGUGAGAGUUGGCUCAGCUCAAAGUGGAUUGAGAGUAUUGAUGUUUGAGGAGAUCAGGAGAAAGUGUGGUUACAUAAUGGAUCCGUGCGUUAUUGGCACGGCCUGGCUGUGAGUGAGAGCGCAGAGCAGAUGCUGCCAAAGUCACAAGAAUACAUCUAUUCAUUCAUAUAUCUAUAAAUAAGUAUGUAUUUAUCUGAUUUUUCUACCUUGACAGAUUUUUUUAUACAUAUAUAUUUAAUUGUAACACAUUAACAGCUGUGAGCUGGUUGGUUGGUGUCACAUCUAUAUUUUAUUCUAUAAAUCAGGAUUUGAUGGAUGAAACCAAACCUCAAACUUUUUACAACACCUCUGAGAGAAACUUCUUCUUCUCUGGUUUUUGAACAGAGACGGCUGUGGUCUUCACUGAUGGAGUUAAUUCUUCAUGUGCAGCAACUGUUUCGAUAUCCAUCAGUCUUUACAGCGAAAGCAGGAAAUCGAAACAUCUCCUUUCUUUGCUUUAAGCUCUCAUUUUCCCUUCUGUUCAUUUCCUGUCCUAUGAGAACAUCAGACAAUAAGAGAUAGUGAGUGUACCGUUUGUCCAUCUUCUGUGAAAUGAUUGAAACCUGAACAGAGCCUUCAGAUCCCUGUCUUUAGGUGUUCAAGUUUCUGUUUUCAGGUGUUUUUAUGGUAAACUCUGAGCUCUAACUUCAGUGUUCGACGUUUAAAGCUGCACGUGUUCAAAUGAACAGAAUAUGGUCAGAAAAGUUGCAGCAGAGCUCGGUGCGUUGGCAAUAUUUCAGUAAAAUGGCAGAGAUUAAAGACACUGAUAGAACCUCAUGCAAUAACCGUGGCCGUAAGCUUCGCUCUCUCAGGAUUUGAGGUAGCAACCAAACGUAUAAAUCCCGUCCUGAAAUAGCCUGUUUUUCAGUCCAGCUGUCGAGCCACGCAAAUCCCUAAACUCUCCCCUCCCACUCUCUCCAUCCCGGCCCAUGUCACUUCCUCCGGCCGCUCCCUCCUCCUCCCUCCCUCCAUCCUCUCAUCCAUCCAUUGAGAUACCAGUGCAGACAAGUUUCAGCCUGUCAAGGUCUCCCAGAUUAACAGACAUGCAAAUCUGAGGCUUUUUCUCUCUUACUGGUGAUGUGCCAUGCAUGUGCACAGACACGGCUGCUGCUGUUAUCAGAGAUGUGAUGUUUAAGACUGGAUCCAGAUUGGUGUUAGUGAGCAUCUCCUCAGCUUUUAUCCUCCCACAGUGGAUGUAGUUUGAUAGAAAAAGUGAAUAUUUGUGCCGCAGAUGUGUCUGAAUAUGUUGUAUUUUGAGUUGAGGAUAUCCUUUCCUCUGUGCAAUCUCACCACCUCACAGACAAAAUCCCUCCUGAUGAAAGCAGCCAGAAGUUCAUCUAUUAUUUAAAGGUUUUCUCCAUCAGAAUGCAUCUCCUGUUUCUAUAUUAAACUCCACUAGGUAAGCAUAAACUUCAGCACUGUAAGGUCAAGUGCUCGCUCCAUCUCUGCUCUCACUUUUCCCACUUCAACAUUUUCAAACCGAGGUUUUAAUAUCAGCUCUCCACCUCCUCAGCAGCUCUUCUUCAGACACACAAUCACUCGACAGCUCUCCUCUGAUCAGUUUUAAUCAUAUUUAAUUCUCUUUAUUAUUUUAUUUUCUAACGGCCUGUAAACGUUCGUUUGUGUCCCUCUGACAUCUCGUUAAACUGCCACUUCUAAGAAGACGAUGAAAUGAAUCAGCUGUUUGAGUCUCAGCAGAGGGAGCUUCUGUUUCUCUGCAGACUCGAACAGGUAAUCCAUUUUUAAUCCUUUUCACUGGCGGCAGAAAGCUUCAUUUUUAGUAACCUUACUCAGUGUUCUGCAAAGUGCUGCUCUUAAUCAAAUAUUCAAAUAAUGACGAGAUAAGCCCCGCCCUUGUUUUGAGGGACUCUGCAGUCAAACCUUUGGUCUAAUAAUCAUCUAAAUUUACAUUUUUUUAUUGAAGAAUAAUUGUUGUGUUUUAUUUCCCUCUAUUCUGUAAAUAUGAAUAUUUUAAAGACACUUUCAGGGACGGAGCAGCUCUGUAACUUGGCUUCAUUUCUCUGUCCAUGUGCGCAGUCAGAGGGGUUCCCUGUGUGUGUGUGUGUGUGUGUGUGUGUGUGUGUGUGUGUGUGGACCGUGUUUUUGGAGAGCUGUGAAGUUUAGUGCUGCAGGUUCUCACUCAUGAUCACAGAUGGUCAGAUGGAUGCAGGUGAACACGAAAUAACAGGUUCAAUUCAAAGUCCGGACUGAUGCAUGGCGUGUGUGUGUACGGUGGCCCUGAGGGGUCAACCUCACAAAUAAACAUUUCAUAAACCAAAAAAAUCACGAGGAAAUAAAAAUAAAAAAAGCAAAAAUAUUGACAGAGUGCAGAUCGUACGUGUUUGUCUCAUGAAAUAGUUUUUAUGUUUCCUAAAUAGGUCUGCACUUUUUUUCUCUCUUUUUUUUUCAAUAGACUUUAUUUAUAUGUUCAGAAAUAUCAGAUAUGACUUUAUUUAUCACACAGCCGAGAGACAACAGAAGAACACAAGACAGAUAAUUAUAAAAAUCUAAAGAAAAUAAAAAAUGUAAUUUAAUACAAAAACACAGUUUCACUCCGCCUACAGAAAUGUUUGACUUAUUAUUAUUGCACAUGAACAGAUACUGCAUUAAUGUAUAUAAAUAAAUGUAAAGUUAAAUUCAGUGUAUCCAGUACAGAGUUGUGUUUGUAACUGGAGCAGACUCAGACGAACAGAUGAAAUAAUUCAAACAUGUUUUUUUUUCUUUUUGUUUGAUUGAAUUUUAUUUUGAACAUAUAAAAAAUAAUAAAAAAGUAAAUAUUACAACAACAAAUGAUAAAAUCUUAUCCAUGAUCAAAAAGGAAGAAGUUGAAACUUAUAGUCCCACCUCUUCUCCUACACUGAUGAUUUACAUAUAUACUAUAAUAUUAUAUAAUAAUAUUCAUCAUCAUAAUUCUAAUCGCAAUAAAAAUUUAACAUUUAAUUUAACAUUUGACCACAGAGCAUCAGUUCAGGGAUUAUUACCAUGUAAACAUUAUUUGUGAUGAUGGCGGUGAUAACCUGAGGGCGACCAGACCGGGUAAAGAUGGCCGAUCCGCUGGCAGCCAUCGUAGCUGAGGUGGAAAAACGUCGCUCAUGAUCCAGAAGCUUUAAAAGACAAAAUGACGUAUUAUAGAUGUUUGUAUUUACGUUCACGGGGGUCACAUGUUCGCAGGAUUGUAAAACUCUGUCAAAGCUCAGAGGUUUGGAAAGUUGUGUCCAUGAAUGAAGAGAGGUUGGCGUUAAAGGAGGUUUGAAAUGAUUGUAGGAGGCACAGAGGCGGGAGAACCACUUCAGUUUAAGGUCGGGAAGAUUCGGACCCGGCUCACGGACGGCUGUCUGUUUAAAGUAACGGGAAGUCGCGAGCGUUUGAGUUUUAUUCUGUGAGCUCAGAGGAAGGUCAUACGAGUGGAGGUUUGAAUAUUAUGUACAUGUGUGUGUGUGUGUGUGUGUGUGUGUGUGUGUGUGUGUGUUGUGACAGGAUGGGGAGGAGGGCGUCUCCCUGGGUGACACAGUCCCACAGAGACCCAAUCUGUUCUCUUCAGGGAGAGGGGACGUGGAGGAAGGGGGAGACACCACGGUGGAGAGGAGCUGAAACUCCAUUUUAGAGAUGACACCUUCACCUCCGACAGACGCGUGUUUUUAAAAAAGACUGAAGUAGAGAAAGAGGGAGGAUGUGUUUAAGGUGGAGGAGAGCGCGCAGGUUUACUCGAAGCACAAUGAAGGAUUAUUUCAGCACACGUGGACAAAUAACCACCAGGACGCCUGCACACGUUAUAUAAUCAUUUUACUGUCAACCUCCCUGCUUCGCUCGCUCGCUCGCCAUCAUCCUCUUAUGAGAGGAUUACACAGAGCGCUCUGUGAAUUGGUGAAUUUAAUAUACAGGGUAACAAAGGUCCAGGUCGCCACUCUUGCACGUGCAGACACGGCGUUAUCGUGUUGGAGCUGAGAGGUUGGAGAAAAUGACCAAGAGCCAAAGUAUCAUCAAAGUUCUGACAGAGCGACUUCUUCUGAUGUUUAGAUAUGAAGGUUUGCAGUGCAUGAUGGUCAAAUACACCGUGGUUAAAGAGAGCGCGCUCAGGUACAGCUGACUGAUCUAAACUGAUCACUCACCUGCAACAACAUCAUGAAACACCUGAAGAAAAGAAUCAGGAACAGACUUCAGCAGACCAACAACAUCCACCGCCACGACUUCAACGAUCACCUCAGAGAGCGAUUCCCGCCACCUGACCAUGACCAUCAAAACUGGAGCUGUAGACGCUGGAGCGCGUCAGCUUGAUCAUGUCGUUACCGCUGGUCUGAGAUCAGUCAGGACCACUGAGGUCGAAUAGAGGUCAUCGUUUUCUUCAUGAGGUUAGAUUUGGUGGUCAUGGCGAGCACAACUUCCCUCCGUUUAAUGAAACCCAGAGGCAGGCAGCGCAGCAGCAAAGACUUCUGGGAUACAGGACAGAGCAGGUAUAUGACACAGUGUCACCCCUGAUUGUCACCACAUCCAGAACAGCGGCGAUUUUCGCUGUACGCCAAUCCCUACCAGAUCCGUUUGUGAGACGAAUUUCGUGGCAAAUUACGGACAGCAGUAAUCCCAAGAACUCACAAGAACCCGCGGAUUCACGUUCAAUCACACCAUAACGAGUUGUCUCUCUAAAGACAGACACAUAGACAUAUAAGCAGUAGAUUGUGUCCUUCCAGAGGAGGAAAUCUACUUCUAGACUUCUAGAAUCAGCAUCUCCUCGUCCAUGGUGUCAUCGGGGUGAAAUGACGUCUAAAAACCUUUCACUUGUUCGUCUCCGCCCGUUUGCAUGGUGUGAAAUACGAUCCUCCUGAAACACGGAGUGUUUUAUUUUGAAAAGAAGCCGGAUGUUUUAUUUUGUGUCUGUGCCCGACUUCCUUUCCAGCACAGAGUUUGACUUUGUGGCCUGCCUGAACUAGCACCACGCUCUGUUUUCAGUACUUCUGUCAGGUUCAGGUGAUCGGUGAUGAAGUUUAUGACAAAGGUUUUAUAUUUUUGUCGAUUCAUCGUCUCUAACCGCAGAAAAUUUUACUGCAGAAAAACUGAAAUUUGUCUGAAUAUCGUUUCAUUUCUUUGUCUCUGUCACGUCAGCGCGACUUUGAUUUGUAAACCAGGUUCGAUGUCGCAGGUCGACCUUUCCCCCCCGUGCUCAGGUGAGGAUCUCAGCUCUGAUCUCAGUUGGAGAUGUGUGUGUGUGUGUGUGUGUGUGUGUGUGAGUCUCUGCUCGCUCUGUCACUGUUGUAAUUAUGAUAUUUCAGACCGGAGCCCGGGGUCACGGCACUCCUGCCCGCUCACGCUCUCUCGCUUAUUAAUUGUUGCCAGCUGAGACCAAUCAGAUCCUCGCUACGCUGGUGAGGAAACCGACAUCAGCUGAGAGAGCGGUUAGUGAGCCUCACACGAAGGUAAACGUCCGGGGACUCUUCUGUGCACGUGUGUCUCAUACCUGCGCUCGCUUUAUAGAGAGUGUCGUGUUGACAUGAAGCGCGCCGACGAACGCUGGUUUAUGUUCAGAUCACUGUUGGUUCAGUAUCUGACAGUGAACCUCCACCUGAACAUGAAACAGCAGACGGAGGCGAGUGUUCGGACACGUGGGUCAGAGUGGCCUUUAGUGGGAGUCAGCGGUAAUUAAGAGUUUGCUGUGGGCUCGCCUCGUUAGCUGGGAGCGUAUGUGAAGGAGUCGGGCUGCAAUCUGUCGAGAGCUUUAAUGAGCAUCCUGCUGCACCCCCCACCUCACCGAGUCAGCACAUUUGUUUCAUACUGAGAGGACAGGUGUGUGUGUGUGUGUGUGUGUGUGUGUGUGUGUGUGUGUGUGUGUGUGUGUGUGUGUGUGUGUGUGUGUGUGUGUGAGGUCAGGUGAGCCAACAGAAAACACGGACACACUUUAGAGCAGACGUGGGCAUUUAACGACCUUUGGACGUCUUUGUGAGGUCCGUCAAUCACAUCAUCAACAACAUGUCAUACAAGUGUGAUGCUUUUAUUCUGAAACCGCCCAUUUCUGAGCGGUCCGCUCUUUCUGACUGUAAACAAAGCCGUUCUCCACCUCCUCUAACCUGAUUGGUUGUGAGGCAGACGCUGCUCCCCCGUGUCGUUCAGGAGCCCAAACAAAGUUAGCGUGCUACAAUAUCGGACAGUAGAAACCAACCAGAAAGUUCGGAAAAUUGUCUGAAUCCUCCUUUGGCCACGACUGCCGACACAAGCAAGAAAAGACUCAAACAUAAACAGUCAGCAAGAAAACAGACAACACCAAAACAAUCAGCAAAAAACAGUCAACACUAAAAGAGUCAACAAGAAAACAGUCAACCAUAAACAGUCAAAACCAAAACAGUCAACAAGAAAACAGUCAACAAGAAAACAGUCAACAAGAAAACAGUCAGCAAGAAAACAGUCAACAAGAAAACAGUCAGCAAAAACAGUCAACAAGAAAACAGUCAACCAUAAUCAGUCAACAAGUAAACAGUCAACAAGAAAACAGUCAGCAAGAAAACAGUCAACCAUAAACAGCCAACACCAAAAGAGUCAACAAGAAAACAGUCAGCAAGAAAACAGUCAAAACCAAAACAGUCAGCAAGAAAACAGUCAGCAAGAAAACAGUCAACAAGAUAACAGUCAACCACAGUAAACACCAAAACAGUCAGCAAGAAAACAGUCCACACCAAAACAGGCAACAAGAAAACAGUCAACAAGAAAAUGCUGCUCCCCUGUGUCGUUCAGGAGCCCAAACAAAGUUAGCGUGCUACAAUAUCGGACAGUAGAAACCAGUCAACAACAAAACAGUCAACAUCAAAACAGUCAACACCAAAACAGUCAACCAUAAACAUUCAACAAGAAAACAGUCAACAUCAAAACAGUCAACAAGAAAAUAGUCAACAUCAAAGCAGUCAACAAGAAAACAGUCAACACCAAAACAGUCAACCAUAAUCAGUCAGCAAGAAAACAGCCAGCAAGAAAACAGUCAACAUCAAAACAGUCAACACCAAAACAGUCAACCAUAAACAGUCAACAAGAAAACAGUCAACAUAAAAACAGUCAACAAGAAAACAGUCAACCAUAAUGAGUCAACAAGAAAACAGUCAACCAUAAUCAGUCAGCAAGAAAACAGUCAACCCCAAAACAGUCAACACCAAACCGGUCAACAAGAAAACAGUCAACCAUAAUGAAUCAACAAGAAAACAGUCAACCCCAAAACAGUCAACAAGAAAACAGUCAACAGGAAAACAGUCAACAAGAAAACAGUCAACCAUAAACAGUCAGCAAGAAAACAGUCAACAUCAAAACAGUCAAAACCAAAACAGUCAACAAGAAAACAGUCAACCAUAAACAGUCAACAAGAAAACAGUCAACAAGAAAACAGUCAACCAUAAACAGCCAGCAAGAAAACAGUCAACAAGAAAACAGUCAACCAUAAACAGUCAACACCAAAGCAGUCAACAAGAAUACUGUCAACAAGAAAAUGCUGCUCCUCCGUGUCGUUCAGGAGCCCAAACAAAGUUAGCGUGCUACAAUAUCGGACAGUAGAAACCAACCAGAAAGUUCGGAAAAUUGUCUGAAUCCUCCUUUGGCCACGACUGCCGACACAAGCAAGAAAACAACGUAAAUACCGGAGACUCUGGAGGAAUAACGGGCGCUUAAAACGGAGGUAGACCGGACAAGAGCUAAAAAGCCGGGUCAACAUAAACGAUGGGGGACGCUUGGGGAUCUUGGUGACCCUGUAACCUUUCUGCUGGACAGGUAAACCGCUUUAACAAAGUAAGACAAGUGUCUGUAACAGAAGUGUUUCUUGUCAAACGGACCUGCUGUAGCGUGUUGUAGCGCCAUCGCUAAACUGUCCUCCCUCGGGUCCUGGACUAUGUCACUUUAUCCUCGUUGUAGAAGUCCUGCAAACAUUGUGUUUGCUGGUAGUCUGUUGGCGUCUACAGUAGCACCAAUGCUUUUGACUUUCACCUUGACUGGGCCCCAUUUGUAAUGAUCUGAAGGAUUUAUCUCUAACUAUAUUUAAGUUCCUGUUGAGGGUCGACCUUUAAUUUUGGACAUUUCUGAUUUGUUCUUGUUGAUUCUCAUGAAAGUUUCCAACUUUGAAAAUUCUCUGAAUUUUGCAGCCGUAGCUUCCUCUGAGGUGGAGCAGCUUUAUGAAACAUGGAUGGAGUUCCUGGAUGAGCUGCAGCUGAAACAAUCACAGACGUUUCUCCUCCUCCUCCCCACAGAUCAGAGAUGAUUAUUUUUAUUUCUGCUACAAAGACGAACAUUUUCUUAAUCUUAAAAAAUAAAAAUCGAACAGAAAACUCUGAACCUGAAUCAGAGGAAUCAUGAUCUCUGCAGCCCGAGUGUCGUGAGAGACGGAGAGAGCACGCCGAACCACGCCCAGCAGCCUCUCCUCCUCCUCCAUAUUCAUUUCCGGAAGUAAAUCAUUUUUGUAAUCCUAAUCUGAAUGUUGUGACAGAUUAAGAGAGAGAGAGAGAGAGCGAGGAUGCAGCCUCUCUAAUCUCCUACAGAGUCUAAAAUGUUGCUCACUGAAGAAUUACUGUCCUCUUGUCUCUUGUGUUUGAGUCCAUGUGAGGAACUUUACAGAAGAACCAACAAAGAACUUCAGAGAUCAUCAUCGUCGUCGUCAUCGUACCUUCAGAUCUGUCAGCGGUUCUGUGUGGUUCACAGAGACAUAGACAGAGAUUAUAGAGUCUGCUGAUGUGUGGGAGUGGGGGAGGGAGUCAAAUCCACAUGCAUAAUAUAGAAACAGAGAGUGUAGAUGCAGAGAGGCAGACGGAUUGAUGCUGACAGAAAAUGGUGUAAAAGCCAAAGUAAAUAAUUCAUCCUCCCAAAAACACAUCAAUAAUGAAGCAGAGGCGGAGUCUCUGUUAGUGUGAGUGAAGAAGUUAUCUCAGUGUGCAGAGAGACGGAGGGUUCGAGGGCAGGAACCCUCUGGUUCUGGAUUUACAGAACCAUCUUCAGACCCAGAUGUUAAGAAUGAAAGAUCCUGGUCCCCACAGGACGGCAGCGUGGAGGUGUGGGUGUGGGUGUGGGUGUGUUUUCAGAUCAUUAUUCUGCAGCUCAGUGACUAACUGGAUCAGCUGGAUGGAAGCGUGAACCUCACCGUCGAACACUCAGAGUCAAACAGACAAACAAACAUAAAUGAUAUACAAACAAUUUACAGUUAAUAAUAUAGAUUAUUAUAAAAGAAAUAAACAUGCUGGAGGUUUGCUGACGUGAUUUAAUCUGAGAGAAACACGGAUCUGCAGAGAGCCUGUACGGUCUGCCAUAUGCAUGCUCUGUGUGUGUGUGUGUGUGUGUGUGUGUUAAGAGUAUGGAGGUUAUGGUACACAGAUGGCCGCUCUCCUGACUUCUCUGUUUGACUUCUGUGGAAAAAGAAGUCCGAGUGUUUUUACCGUCACGGUCCUGAAAAUAAACAGAUCUGCGUCUCUCUCUCAGAAAAACGACAAAGAAUCUAAAUAAUGUUCAGAGUUUCUUCAGAUCAUAAAAAACACAUGAUGACGAUUGAAAGGACCUUAUUUUGGAGACGUUUUAUUUUCACUCUCAGGAAAGCUUCAGUUUUUCUACUAAACCAAUUCUUCAGUCGAUCAACAUGAACAAAAAGAAACAGCUGACAGUAUUUCCACCUCAGAGAUGAAACUCCACUCAGUUUAGGAGACGGUUAAAUUCAGGGUCAGUUCAGUCUGAACAGGCGGCCAUCUUGAACGGAUCAGUAAGGAGGCGGGUCCAGAGCGUCGUGAAGAAGUGGACACCAGGGGACCGCGACUCUCUGCUAGUGACAGCUGAUCCACCUGCUGAGACACGCUAAGUCAGACACGUGUGUGUGAGUGUGUGAGUGUGUGUGUGUGUGUGUGUGUGUGUGUGUGUGUGUGUGUGUGUGUGUGUGUGUUCAGUUAAAGCUUUAGAUUAGGGCUGGGUGAUAUGGGAAAAGUUUAUCACAAUAUUAUGAUCAUAUCAGCUGAUAUGGAUCAAUAUCAGGAUAUAAAAAUCUAACAGUGUUUCUUGGUCUCAUGUCUUUUCCAACACAAUAAUCUCCUGCAUCUGUGAGGUCUUUGUGUCUCUUUGGCGUUUUGUCGUAAGGCGUCGCUCUAGAGAAAGCCGACUGAAUGGUCGUCUGUUUCGGCUCCUCGCUCCUCUCGGGGUUUGUAACCUCUUGCGUUGCGCGUGCUCUGCGGCGUGGCGCUGCUUCAGGUGGUGAAAAAGAUUUGAGGUAUUCCCCGACUUUGUGAGAACAUGUCCUCGACAUAAUUUACAGUCCACAUUACUCUGCUUCAUGUCCGACCUCCAAAAACCAAAAUACCUCCACACCACCGACGUUUUCCUAACGCCAGUGUUGUGGUUGACAUUGAUGUGGUCAUCUGUUGAGCCUUCAUGGUCAUUUCUGUCGGGGGUAGCACUCAUUUUCUUUGUUUCUCACCAACAGUGCUGUCGGCUUCACCUGUUAAAGUGCUAUGGUUGGGUGGAGCUGCUGUCUGCUACGACGCUGCAGUUGGUUGAUACUUGGUUCUAAUUCAGAACAUGAUUGGUUCAGACCCGGAGAAACUCCCCUUUUCAUUGGCUGUUCAUAUAGUCUUCCAAAACAUGUCAGAAUGACGACUAUUGAAAAGGAUAUUGAUCAUGUUUUAUAUUGAUAUUGAGGGAAAUUAUUUUUCAAUAUAUAUUGUUAUCGUUUUAUCGCCCAGCCCUUCGUAAAAUAAAUAAAAAUAAAAUAAAUAAAAUAAAUAAAAUAAAAUAAAUAAAUAAUAAAUAAAUAAAUAAUAAAAAUAAAAUAAAUAAAUAAAAUAAAAUAAAAUAAUUAAAAAUUCCUUCUAAUGUUGAAAAAGUUCACAGAGAAACAGUCUCAUAUUCUGUCGGAUCACCGAAAUACACUUUCUCUCUCUCUCUCUCUCUCUCUCUCUGUCUCUCUGUCUCUCUCUCUCUCUCCCUCUCUGUCUCUCUCUCUCUCUCUCUCUCUCUCUGUCUCUCUCUCUCUCUCUCUCUCUCUCUCUCUCUCUCUCUCUCUCUCUCUCUCUCUCUCUCUCUCUCUCUCUCUCUCUCUCUCUCCGUCUCUCUCUCUCUCUCUCUCUCUCUCUCUCUCUCUCUCUCUCUCUCUCUCUCUCUCUCUCUCUCUCUCUCUCUCUCUCUCCAGGUUGAUCGAGAAGCGACAGCCGAAUGGAGAAACCAUCGAGUUGUCUGCGGAGGGCCGUCCUGAGCUGGUGGAGGAGAAGGAGCUCCCCGUGGUGGACUGCACCUGCUUCGGCCUGCCGAGGCGGUACAUCAUCGCCAUCCUGUCCGGUCUGGGAUUCUGCAUCUCCUUCGGGAUCCGGUGUAACCUUGGCGUGGCCAUCGUGAGCAUGGUCAACGACCACACCGUCUACAAAGGCAACAAGGAAGUUCUGGUGGUGAGUUCGACCCGGUCCAGUCUGCCUAUGGGAAGACCAUCUGUUUCAGAACCGGACUGUAAAGACCUGUUUUUGUGUUUUGUCCUGUCUGCAGGCGGCACAGUUCACCUGGGACCCUGAGACCGUGGGGAUGAUCCACGGCUCCUUUUUUUGGGGUUACAUCGUCACACAGAUCCCGGGCGGAUUUAUAUGUCAGAAGUUUGCAGCCAACAGGUGAAGGUCCUCACAGUUCCAUAAAAACACCAGUCUGUGUUUAAACUGAGGGUGGUCUGUCUUCACAAACAUGGAGCUGAAUUAAACAGGAACAGGAAGUAACGUGUUCAUUAACACACCAGAGUGUAGCCUUACUCAGAGCCACGACCAUGAAGGGCUGACCGAGGACACCAAAAAUCAUCAUCACUAUUAUUUUGAUGGAUAAUCAUGUCAGGAUUAGAAAACAUGAUUACACAAAAUCUGACAUCUGCAUCGAAAACAUCGAUGCAACUUCAAACCUCCUCCUUCUCCUCCUCUCUCCUCCUCUCCUCUCUCCUUCUUAAUAAACGUUCUUAUUUCUGAUGUUUUCUGAUGGUCAGAAUCACGGUUUAAGUAUGAUGUUCUCGCCGCGCUCAGAUGUCUCUCUCUCUCUCUCUCUCUCUCUCUCUCUCUCUCUCUCGGUUGUUUCUGUAAAAUCAUCCUGAGGCUCUUUUUGUUUGUUUGUUUGAAUGUUUAAGAGUGUUUGGCUUCGCCAUCGUGGCCACAUCCACCCUCAACAUGCUGAUUCCAUCCGCUGCUCGCUGCCAUUACAGCUGUGUCAUAUUGGUCAGGAUAUGCCAGGGUCUUGUUGAGGUACAGUAUGAGUGUGUGUGUUUGUGAGCAGCUGCAGGACUCUCUCUCUCUCUCUCUCUCUCACAUGCAGGAGUUUUUCCCUGACUCUGUCUUGUCCUUCAGGGGGUAUCGUACCCAGCCUGCCACGGGAUCUGGGCCAAGUGGGCUCCUCCUCUGGAGAGGAGUCGAUUAGCCACAACAGCCUUUUGUGGUAAAGUCUGAAGUUUCUGCUCAGUCGAAGUUCAGUUAGUGUGAAAAAUUAUCACCGUCAGAGAGAUGGAGAUGUUUUCUUCUUCUUCUUCAGAGUGACUUCAUGUUUUUAAAUUAUUGAUGAUCGUCAGUAAAAAUGGAUGACUGUUGGUUGUCUCUCUCUCUCUCUCUCUCUCUCUCUGUUGGAUGUUAGGGUCAUAUGCGGGGGCGGUGGUGGCCAUGCCUCUUGCUGGGAUACUGGUGCAAUACACUGGGUGGCCUUCAGUAUUCUACGUCUAUGGUGAGUAUAUCUAUACUCAGUUUACUGCAGGACUGUGGCACAGAUGAGCACAGAUGUACGGUGGCCCUGAAGGUCAACUGCACGAAUAAUCCAUGACUGCAAUAAAACAUGUCAGGUGUUUACAAAAAAUAUUUAAUUAAACACAGAGAUGUUUCAUCAAAUUAAAGAUAUUUUACAAAAUAAAAACGAUUCAAUGGAUAAAAUAUUUCUUAGUAUGUGAAAAAAAAUUCAUGAAUAAAAAAACUAGGAUACAAAAACACUAAACAAUCUUUUCAUGAAUUUUUAUUUUCCUGUUUCUUUUAAUUAUUGAAUUUCUUUUGUAUUUGAAAUUAUUUUUUGUUGUGAAAUACUUUUUAUAUUUUAUUAAACAUUUUUGUAUUUCUUAAUUUUUAUUUGCGAUUCAAGUUUCAUUAAAUUUUUUAUUAAAUUUUAACGCUUCUUUUUUAUUCUUUGUUGUUUUUUUGCAUGUAAUUUAUCCUUUGCUCAUUUAUUAUUGUUUUCUUCUAUAAAAAUACUUGUUUUUGCAUUUCAUUAAUUUUUUUAGAAAUGUUGUUUUCAGUUUAACAUUUAGAUUUUCAUAAUGCAAUAUAAUGUAUUAAUACUGUAAAUUCUUUUGCUGUUAGUUUAUUUAAAUGUUUUUUUCUGCAUUAAAUUAAAUAUUUUUGUAAUUUCUGAUUUUUUUUGUAUUUAAUUUGAUAUUUUCUGUUUUAAAAAAAAAUAUUUUUUAUUUACAGAAAAGAUUUUUACUUUCUCUGAAACUUCUUUAGGAUUAAAUUUAAUUUAUGAUUAAAUAAAAUUAAAUAAAUAAUUUAGUUUUUUCUGUGAAAUGCUUUUGGCUUUUAUUUUCGCAGAGAGGAAAUGUUUUUGCCUUUGCCCUUCAGGGCCACCGUACAGUUCUCAUAUGUAUACUAUGUAAAUAAAUGUAGAAGUGUAUUUUGUGGUUCACACUCAGGUGUCAGGAUUCGAUCCAGAACUUUUCUGUUUUCUGUUUUUUUUUUCUCCUCACCUUCUCAAACACGUUUUCUUCCUCUUGGUUUGAUUUGUUCUCAGACUUUUCUAUUUCUCGUCUGGACUCACGUCCGUCUGUUUCUGCUCCUCUCUUCCUCUUCCAGGCAGUUUUGGGAUCUUCUGGUAUCUGUUUUGGAUCCUGGUGUCUUACGAGAGUCCUGCAGCUCAUCCCACCAUCACACCUGAGGAGAGGAAGUACAUCGAGGACGCCAUCGGAGAGUCUGCAGGGUUCAUGAAUCCUCUCCAGGUACGAGCCUUUCUCUUGUUCCUGAUCACACACUCACACGGAGGGUCUCUGGGGGGCGCUCACACAAACACAGAGAGUUAGACUGUCGAGGAGGGAUCGAUCCGCCUCAGCUCACUGAUAUCUUGUUCCUUUUGGAUGCAGAAAUUCAAAACCCCGUGGAAACACUUCUUCACCUCCAUGCCGGUCUACGCCAUCAUCGUGGCCAACUUCUGCAGGAGCUGGACCUUCUACCUGCUGCUCAUCAGCCAACCGGCGUACUUCGAGGAGGUCUUUGGAUUUGAGAUCAGCAAGGUCAGAGGGGAACGAAGAUUUACCUCUGUAACACGAUUCAGGUUUCACUCAAAUCAGAGGAAAAAAGAGGAAAAGUUUCCUCAAACAGACAAACAGAAGAAUGAAGAAUAUAAAUUUAUCUCUCUCUUUCAGGUGGGGAUAGUGUCGGCUCUCCCUCACCUGGUGAUGACCAUCAUCGUUCCUAUUGGAGGACAGCUGGCGGACUACCUGAGGACCCACAACCUGAUGUCCACCACCAACGUGAGGAAGAUGAUGAACUGUGGAGGUGAGUGGAGAUCAGGGAGGAGGAGUGAAGGUCAUCAGUAAAUAUUCCCGCCGUUUCAGGACUGUAAAGGUUCAGAGGAACUACCGUGAAAAUGUCUCGUCUCUCUCUGACCGUUUUCUUCUUUUUUUUAAAUUUAUUCGUUUUGACGUGUUUCAGGUUUCGGGAUGGAGGCCACGCUCCUGCUGGUGGUGGGAUACUCGCACACUAAAGGAGUCGCCAUUUCCUUCCUGGUCCUGGCCGUGGGUUUCAGCGGGUUCGCCAUUUCAGGUAAGAGACGGAUCUGAGGUUAACUUACCGAGUCGGUCAUCUGUCUGAUCGUCUCCUAAAAGGUCGUAUCCUCCGAUCGUAGCUGAUCGUAACCAUUCAAGUUAACGUGUCAAUUUACACCGACUUCUUUCCGUUCCAUUCCUCCCUCCGUUUUUAGACGUCAUUUCACCCCGAUGACACCAUGGAUGAGGAGAUGCUGAUUCUAGAAGUCUAGAAGUAGAUUUCCUCCUCUGGAAGGACACAAUCUACUGCUUAUAUGUCUAUGUGUCUGUCUUUAGAGAGACAACUUGUUAUCGAGCGAUUGAACGUGAAUCUGCAGGUUCUUGUGAGUUCUCAGAUUCCUGCUGUCUGUAAUCCACCAAGAAAUUUACCUCAUUAAUGGAUCCGGUAGGAAUUGGCGGAUGGUGAAAAUCGCUGCCAUUACGGAUCCGGUGGAAAUUGGGGGUGAUAUCAAUCAGAUUUAGGGUUCCUUCAAAAUAAAAGCAGAGUUUAACAAGGCAGGAAAUGAAAUAAUUUAUGUGUAAAACAGAAAACGACAUCAGAGCGGUUCGAGUCAGAGCAGGAAUCAGACGUUUGAGUAUCAGACGAGGUUCGUUAUUUCACUCUAAUGUCGUCGUUUUGAGGUUUUGAUGAUCCCGAUAAUCGUCUGCAGAAAACUCCUGAUGUUCUAAAACUAAACCCUGUCUCUGCUCUGUGACUCAGGGUUUAACGUGAACCACCUGGACAUCGCUCCUCGAUACGCCAGCAUCCUGAUGGGCAUCUCAAACGGCGUGGGGACGUUAUCGGGGAUGGUCUGUCCUCUGAUCGUGGGCGCCAUGACCAAACACAAGGUACAGAAACCUUCAGCAGCGCAAACGUUUAACGUGUCCAAAUGUUCACGACCUCUCUGAAAUUUAAUCGCCUUUCUCCACGUUUCAGACGCGUGAGGAGUGGCAGGGCGUCUUCCUCAUCGCGUCGGUGGUUCAUUACGGAGGAGUGAUUUUUUACGGUAGGAGCUGAGCGCGAAUCAAGAGUCUGACAGAGCGCGUGCAGAAGUCUGAUCACAUGUUCUCCUCUCCAGGACUCUUUGCGUCAGGAGAGAAGCAGCCGUGGGCCGACAUCGAGGACACCAGCGACGAGAAGUGCGGCAUCAUCGCCGAGGAUGAACUGGCCAAUGAGACGGAGGAGCUCUACCGUGGAGGCGGGCAGUACGGGGCCAUGAGCCAACAGGCCGUUGGAUCGAACGGAGGAGGCGGAGCCGGCGCCGGGUGGGUGUCGGACUGGGAUAAGUCUGAGGAGUACGUUCAGCCGCCGGGACACAACUCCUACAUGUACGGAGGAGGGGAGGAGCGAGAGCUGACGUAGAGGAGCGGCGAGAGCUGACGUAGAGGAGCGGCGAGAGCUGACGUAGAGGAGCGACCACCGACGAGUGAAAAAAAAAACACCCCAAAACAAAAAAGGAGGCGGAGUUAAAGAGAGAGAGAGAGACCUGCUGUGUGCUUUACAACAAACCUGACAGAGCACCAAUCAGAGCCUGGACCUGACUCAUCCCAGUGUGUGUGUGUGUGUGUGUGUGUUUGAGCACGUGCAUGUAUGUGCACAAACAUGUUCAGUAUCCAUGACAAAAACUGAGUCCAUCUCCCAGACCUUCAUCCCGCUCUUCAGCUUCGCUGUGAUUGGUCAGACGCUCUUUCAUCAACACAGAGGCGGGUCUUUGUGAGUGUGGGUGUGUCUUUGUGUGUACUUAUGUGUAUUUUGGCUUUUAUAGCAGUUUUUAAAUUUUAAUGUUUAAUCCACGUCUGUGAAGGUGAAGCAGCUCUGAGAUCAGAAACAUCAGACAUGAUUGACAGACAUUUGUCCACAAAUUCGACACGAUCAGAAACUUUUCUUUAGUUUUGAGAAUCUUCGUUGUUAAAGUUCGUUUGCAUGUUUCAGUCGGUUUGAGCUGGUUUGAGUUUGUUCACAGAGACAAAAAGGUGCUUCGAUUUCAUGUUACUCUGUGUGUUUAAAGUGUGUGUGUGCACGCUUGUUUGAAUGUGUGAAUGUGUAAAGGUGUGUGUGUGUGUGUUUGUGCACACAGCUGCAUGUGUCGUCUAGCUGGAUCUCACCUGGGUCUGACCUAACUGGGUCACGUCCAGCUCGGCUCAUGGGUCACAUGAAUAAUCACCUGACAUCCAUGACUCUCCACUGUGUGUGUGUGUGUGUGUGUGUGUG